Molecule: messenger RNA, 2670 nt
Organism: Dioscorea cayenensis subsp. rotundata (Guinea yam)
Lineage: Eukaryota; Viridiplantae; Streptophyta; Magnoliopsida; Dioscoreales; Dioscoreaceae
Product: subtilisin-like protease SBT5.4
Exons: 10
Coding region: 1-2229 (742 amino acids)
Biological process (GO): proteolysis
Molecular function (GO): serine-type endopeptidase activity
Source: RefSeq, a predicted model, not a curated record
AUGAAGAUUUGUUUAAGAAUUCAACUUCUUUUCAUUUUCUUUCUUUCUGUAUCAUUUGGUCUUGUCUCGGCAACCAAAAAGUCUUAUAUUGUUUAUCUUGGAGGACAUUCUCAUGGCUUUAAUGGAGCUUCUUUGCAAGAUUAUAAAUCUGCAACUCAGUCUCAUUAUCAGUUCUUAGGAAAUUUUUUGGGCAGUAAGCAUAAAGCAAAGAGAAACAUCUUUUAUUCAUAUUCAAGAUACAUCAAUGGCUUUGCUGCCAUUUUGGAUGAAGAAGAUGCAUUGAAGAUUAAAAAGCAUCCUCGGGUUGUAUCGGUUUUCCAAGACAAAAUACUAGAACUACACACAACAAGAUCAUGGACCAUGCUUGAGAUGGAGAGGAAUGGAAGAGUUCCUCCAAAGUCUAUAUGGGGCCAGUCAAAACUAGGCGAAAAUGUCAUAAUUGGAAACCUCGACACCGGUGUUUGGCCUGAAUCCGAGAGCUUCAAUGACGAAGGAAUGGGGCCGAUUCCAUCAAAAUGGAAAGGAUCAUGUCAGAAUAACACAAAAGAAGGAGUUCUUUGCAAUAGAAAACUUAUCGGAGCAAAGUACUUCAACAAAGGAAUAAUGGUCGAAAAAAUGCUACAUAAACAUGAUCAUCAAGAACUCAAAGUCGGAGAUUCAGCACGGGACAUCAUUGGACAUGGUACUCACACACUCUCCACAGCCGGAGGACGGUUUGUCCCGGGCGCAAACUUAUUUGGUCUAGCCAAUGGGACGGCAAAAGGAGGCUCCCCCUCUGCCCGUGUUGCCGCCUACAAAGUAUGCUGGGCAGGAUGUUCUGCUGCUGAUAUUCUCUAUGGCUUCGAAGAGGCAAUACAUGAUGGAGUUGAUGUGAUCUCAGUUUCACUUGGAGGAGUUGCUUAUGACUAUACAUCAGACCCGGUGGCAAUCGGCGCAUUUCAUGCUGGUUUAGCAGGGAUUCCGGUGAUCUGUUCGGCCGGAAACUCAGGUCCAGUGCCCGGGAGUUUGAGCAAUGAUGCACCAUGGAUAAUUACAGUAGGAGGUAGUAGUACGGAUAGAGAUGUUUGGUCUUUCCUCAUACUUGGAAACAACAAGAAGAUCAAGUGCAGCAUGACAUGCAGUCCAGACUCACUUGAUCCGAAGAAGGUUAAAGGGAAGAUUGUGAUUUGCCUUCGUGAUGACGGUGACUACAGAGUCGCCAUGGGUAUUUCUGUUCUCGAGGCCGGUGGCGUUGGUAUGGUUGUUGUCAACGAUGAGAACUUUGGAGACAACAUUAGAGUUGACCCACACUUCCUUCCAGCCACGCAUAUUACCUACAACGCCGGCACUGUUCUUCAUUCUUACAUUAAAUCAACCAAAUCACCUGUGGGUCAAAUUUCUGCUCCAAAAACACAGUAUGGAGUGAAACCUGCACCGCUAAUGGCAGACUUCACAUCAAGAGGGCCAAGUCUCAUCACACCACAAAUCCUCAAGCCUGAUAUAACUGCACCAGGUGUUGCUGUUCUUGCUGCCUGGCCUCAAGCCAUAAGCCCAACUGGUUUGAACUAUGACAAACGCCAUGUUCCAUUCAAUCUUCUAUAUGGAACAUCGAUGGCCUGCCCCCAUGUCUCUGGCCUUGUUGGCCUUCUGAGAGCAUUACACCCAGACUGGAGUCCUGCAGCAUUAAAAUCAGCUAUCAUGACAACUGCAAGAACAAGAGACAACACUGGCAAGCCAAUCAAAGACUACACCUUAAUAGAAGCAGAUCCACUGACCUAUGGUUCAGGGCAUAUCAGGCCAAACAGAGCCAUGGAUCCUGGCUUGGUUUAUGAUAUAACAAUCAAUAACUACUUGGAUUUCUUAUGUGCACUGGGGUACAAUUCAAGCUCACUGCCCAUUUUUAACAAGAAGCCAUACACUUGCCCUAAAAAACAAAUGAAACUUGAGGACUUGAACUACCCUUCAAUUGCCGCUCCCAAUCUCAUCAAGAAGAUGGUAGUGCGAAGGAAAUUGAGGAAUGUUGGAUCUCCAGGGACAUAUAGGGUUAGGUUUAAGGCUCCGAUGGGCAUAUAUGUGAGCGUGAAGCCAGAGGUUCUUAGGUUUGAUAGGGUUGGUGAAGAGAGAGAGUUUGAGGUUAGUUUGACGGCAGGAAAGGCUAGUCUUGGUGUAGGGUAUGUGUUUGGAAAGCUCAUAUGGUCUGACGGGAAGCACUUUGUGAGAAGUCCUAUAGCAGUCAAUGUAAUGUACUAGUGUCAUUUUUUUCUCUCUUUCUGUGCAACAUUUGCAUGAGAGAGAUUGAUUGAAAAUUCAUUAGUCCCUAAUAAUUUUUUACUCAUCAAAUUCUGUAAAUGAUUCCCGAAGAGGAACUCAAUUAGAAAGAAAACAGCCUUCUCAAAUGGAUACCUUAAAAGCUUUCCUUUACCUAAAGAAGACAAGGAAAUCAUCGAAAAGUCAUGCUAGAAAUCUCAUUAAUGAAUUCUCUUUAUUCUUGCAUUUUCCAUAUAAAAGAGAACAAUAUUGGAAUGAGCUUGCAGUAAUUUAGAGCACUUCAUCAACAAAAACAACUGUAGAAACACAUCUAAAAACUUCUCCCCACCAAACAAUUUGAUUUUUUUUUUUUACUAAAGUGGAAGAUAUAAACCACAAAUUUUAUAAUGAAAGAACACUUACAAGGAUGAUUGCAAACAACCA